This is a messenger RNA of Menidia menidia (Atlantic silverside), 1032 nucleotides long. The record is from the annotation of a GenBank genome assembly. NCBI's taxonomy places the organism in Eukaryota, Metazoa, Chordata, Actinopteri, Atheriniformes, Atherinopsidae.
AUGGCGGACGCGGGCCGGGAAGAACCGGCGGACACCGGGACAUCGAGCCCGCUGGUGGCCAGGAAAAGGGUCGCGAAGCCCCGGGAGAACCGGCCUCUGGACACCCGGUCCCCGGAGCACCGGAUCCGGGGGCACCGGCCCCUGGACCGGUCCUAUAAAGCCGGUUUCCCGGAGCACCGGCCCCUGGAAAACCGGUCCUUAGACACCCGGUCCCUGGACCCCCAGAUCCUGGACCCCAAGUCCCUGGAUACCCGGUCCCUAGACCCCCAGAUCCUGGACCCCAAGUCCUUGGAUACCAAGUCCCUAGACACCCGGUCCUUAGACACCCACCCCCUGGAUACCCGGUCCCAUAAAACCCGGUCCCUGGACCCUAAGUCCCCGGACUCCUGGCCCCUGGAUACCAAGUCCCUGGAUACCAAGUCCCUGGACUCCAAAUCCCCAGACCCCCGGUCCCAUAAAACCCGAUCCCCAGACUCCUGGUCCCUAGAUACCAAGUCCCAUGAAACCAGGUCCCUAGACUCCCGGUCCCUAGAUACCAAGUCCCUGGAUACCCGGUCCCUAGAUACCAAGUCCCUAGAUACCAAGUCCCUGGAUACCCGGCCCCUGGACCCCGGGUCCCCGGCCUCCCGGCCCCCGUACCGGGGCUGGGCCCCGGGCCACAGCUUCCGGAGGGUGACCCUGACCAAGCCCACCUUCUGCCACAGCUGUAAUUUGGGACCAGAUGUGGGACCAGCUAAGGGACCAGAUUUGGGACCAGAUGUGGGACCAGCUAAGGGACCAGAUUUGGGACCAGAUGUGGGACCAGCUAAGGGACCAGAUUUGGGACCAGAUGUGGGACCAGCUGUCUCUUUGAGGCUGUUUUGUCUGAGGGACCAGAUGUUGGACCAUCUAAUGGACCAGAUGUUGGACCAGAUGUGGGACCAGAUGUGGGACCAGAUGUGGGACCAGAUGUGGGACUCACCUGGACCAGAGUCGGGGUCAUGCAGCUGCAGACCGUCCGCAGAGUCUUCAGACACUUCUCGUGACACAUGA